This is a messenger RNA of Drosophila ananassae, 1307 nucleotides long. RefSeq names its product piggyBac transposable element-derived protein 1-like. The record is from RefSeq and is a predicted model, not a curated record. The coding region runs from base 60 to 1055 and encodes 331 amino acids. Lineage: Eukaryota; Metazoa; Arthropoda; Insecta; Diptera; Drosophilidae. The transcript has 2 exons.
UUCCAAAAUGUGCCCUUUACUGGUCUGCAAGUAUUGGAAUACCGACAAUUCAAAACAUUAUGUCACAAAAAACAUUUGAAACAAUCAGACGUCACAUUCAUUUCAACAACAAUGAUAAUAAUCUGCCUUUGACUGAUUCCCGUCAUGAUCGGCUUUUCAAAAUACGACCACUUAUUCAGGAAAUUAAUAAUAAUUUUGGAAAAGUACCUAAGGAACAGUUUUUGUGUGUCGACGAACAGAUUUGUUCAACAAAAGCAAGAUCACAUAUGAAACGGUACAAUCCUAACAAGCCUCAUAAAUGGGGAUAUAAAAUAUAUGUUUUAAGCGGUAAUUCGGGCUUCUGCUAUAAAUUCGAGAUUGAUUCUGGCAAUGAAAACGUAGUACUACUUAACGAGCCAGAUCUAGGAGCAGCAUCAAAUUGUGUUGUAAGAUUGGCCAGAGAAGUCCCCAGGCAUCAGAAUUUUCGCCUAUAUUUUGACAAUUAUUUUAAUUCAUUACCUCUUUUAAACAAGGCCAAAAAGGAAUAUAUACAAAUUGACCGUCCUUUCGCUGUAGCACAAUACAACAGUUAUAUGGGAGGCGUUGAUCUGAUCGACAGUAUAAUCGGAAGAUAUAAAAUUUUAUUGAGAAGCAAACGUUGGCAAGUCAGAAUCUUUUAUCAUUUACUGGACCUUACAAUCAGCAACGCUUGGUUGUUGUAUAAACGUGUUAUGAAGGCAAAUGGAUAUCCUGGAAAAGUUUUAAGUUCAUCAGACUUUCGGCUUGAUAUCGCAGAAGUGCUAACAAAAGUUAACACUAAAUCAAAAUUGGGUAAACGAAGUUCCGUCAUUGAAAAUGAAUUGCAGCUAAAGAAGCAGAGAGGUCCAACUCAGCAUGUACCAAACCAAAUGGUACGACAGGAUCAGGUUGGACAUUGGCCAAUUUGGGCAGACAAAAGAAUAAGAUGCAAGUUUCCAAACUGUGCAGGAUAUUCUCAAGUCAUGUGCAACAAAUGUGGAGUAGCUUUAUGCUUCAAUAAAAGAAAUAAUUGUUUCACCAAUUUUCACUUAAAUUAAACAGUAAUUUAAGCGCCUUAUAGCAAAUAUUAUAAUAAAAUUUACGUUUUAUCUAUGUAAACUGAGCACUGAAACUAUUAAAUAUAUUAUGAAUUCAAAUAUUUUGUUUAGUGCACUAAAAACAUUACAAAUAUAUUCAUUUAUGUUAAAUAAAUUUUUGGAUUAUAUUAAGUUUAAUUUUGAACCCAAGCAUAUUUGAUGUAUUUAUGCAACAUAUCCUUUAUCCUUAAUAAAAGUGUAAAAAAUCAAAAA